CAAAACCAUCGGGUUAUCAUUUGCUUAAAGAGUGUCACGUUUGAAAUUUCAGCACAUUGCAGGUCAACAAAUGAACGCUAGAUGGCGGUAAUGCGGCGUUUGACAACAAAACAACACAGAGGAAGCUUGCUGUGACGUCAACCGUAGGUUUAUAGCUGAGCUAGAAAGUCAACAUCUUUAGUGCAUUUCUUUUUGCUUUUGUUUCGUUUGGCGUUUUGGUCGAUUUGAUUAAAUGGCCACUAAAAGAUUACCAUGAAACUCCGGUUGCAGAAUGACAGAGCUGUGAAAGUGAGGGAGUCCCCUACUGUCAUGCAGCCUAAUUCCAGCCAGGAAGGCACUCAUUUGAGAAAUGGUUUGUCCCUUACUCUGCAAGCAGAGCUUCCCAGCAGGACGACACCCUCCGGUGCCGCAGGCACCAUCCAUUCCGACGCCAAUGAGGUGCGCGUAUCCCUGAGCGGCGGCGCGCCGGGUGAAUCCGGCGGAGCCGCCUCGGCCAGGAGGUCCAGAAUCAACCCUCACAGCCACUCUCAUUCUCACGGACACACUCGCGGGCAGCGACACCCCACCUCCGAUGCCGACCCGACAGACUCCGCAGACCUGGACUCCGGAGAGCCCACUACCUCGCUUUCGGAGCUACGCUGCCUGUUUCGCUGGUUCCAAAAGAGUCUUCCUUUUCUCAUCAUAUUGAGCGCUAAGCUGGUCCUCCAGCAUGCGCUAGGGCUUGCAGUUGGCGUGGGCCUCUUCACAACGUUUCUCGAUGUCAAUCAAAGCAUCCAAACCCAAGUAUUUCUUCAGGCUUGCCACGCCAAGUUGCAUUGUGUGUGGCUGCUGCUGCUGUUGGUCUCCUCCACCCUCCUGCUCAGCUACACUUUUCUCCCUCAGACACUUUACAACUGCCUUGUGUUCCUCAGUCCAACUUUUGAGCCACUGGGAUUCUGGGAGGUCCUGUGGGCAGUUGGCAUCACCAACUUCAUCAUCAAAUUCCUCUGUAUGGGGAUCAAGUGCCUUCUCCUGCUGCUGCCCGCUUCGUUGCUCAACUAUCGAGCACAGGGACGCUGGCUGCUGCUGAGCGAGGAGCUGGCUCAGGUCUACCAGGCCGCCGCCCCCGUGCCGCUCUGGUUCCGCUACCUGGUCACCUACCAGGAAGCCGACGGUAACCCGGCGCUCACUGUGGGCGUUUUGCUGGCUCUGCUCUACCUCAUACUGAAGCUUUUGGGAUUGUACGGACAGUGCAAGUCUUUACUGAAAACUGUGAGGAUUGUUCUUAAGAGCGAGCAUACAGGGACGGCGGCCACGAGGAGUCAGUGCAUGGAAGCCGGUGACGUGUGUCCCAUCUGCCAAGGAGAAUACAGGGAGCCUCAAUCUCUCAUCUGUCAGCACAUAAUCUGUGACCAGUGCAUCGCUCUGUGGUUCAACCGGGAGAAGAGCUGCCCCCUCUGCCCCACCGUGAUCACGGAAAAAGUGUACAAGUGGAAGGACGGAGCCACAUCGGCGUACCUGCAGAUUUACUGAUCGCACGCAUUUGGGAGCGUUGAUGAAUGUUACGUUGUUUGAUUGUGAAAAUUUGUACAACACUGGUCAAUGAAUUUUCUGAGGCCACUCACUGUCAUGAAAUUGAAGUUGUAGUUUUCCCCUUGUUGAUAUCUCAAAGUAUAUUCUACAUUCCCAACCCCUUAUAUUUCUCUUUGUAUGAUAUUUUUCUCAUGGGCCUGCACGUUGAGCUUCUUUGAAACUAUUCUUCUACUAUAAAUACAAGAAAAUAUUUUUCGACAAUUUGCGAGAUUUCAGGUUUCAUGGGCUGUGUGUAAAAUCUUUCCAGCUCUGCUACAUUUGAUCCUUUCAUGUCAGCCGGAGGUUAGCGGAUGUGCGCAGACCUCCGACAUGGAGUGAUCGGU
Messenger RNA from Hippocampus comes (tiger tail seahorse), 1895 nucleotides. RefSeq names its product ring finger protein, transmembrane 1 (gene rnft1). The record is from RefSeq and is a predicted model, not a curated record. Gene Ontology annotation, biological process: positive regulation of ERAD pathway. The coding region runs from base 253 to 1512 and encodes 419 amino acids. The transcript is spliced from 9 exons. Lineage: Eukaryota; Metazoa; Chordata; Actinopteri; Syngnathiformes; Syngnathidae. Gene Ontology annotation, cellular component: endoplasmic reticulum. Gene Ontology annotation, molecular function: ubiquitin protein ligase activity.